This is a messenger RNA of Procambarus clarkii (red swamp crayfish), 3018 nucleotides long. RefSeq names its product persulfide dioxygenase ETHE1, mitochondrial. Gene Ontology annotation, molecular function: sulfur dioxygenase activity. Gene Ontology annotation, biological process: hydrogen sulfide metabolic process; glutathione metabolic process. The record is from RefSeq and is a predicted model, not a curated record. Gene Ontology annotation, cellular component: mitochondrion. Lineage: Eukaryota; Metazoa; Arthropoda; Malacostraca; Decapoda; Cambaridae.
AAGUCAAGAAUAAAGGUAAAAUGCUUUCUUAGUGGUGAAUUUACACAUUUCUUAUACGGAUAUCGUAUUCCCUUGUAUCCUCUUGACAACAGAACUAUCAAUUAAUAUUCAACGCUGAAUGUAGACCUGUUGCCAGACACCAAUUUUGAUUCCCCACGUAAGUGGCCGCAGUGGCAGAGUCUUCCUCCAGAGUCAAGAGAAGAGAGGUCGGCCCCCCCGGGCCUCGGGAGACAAGCACCAAUCUUGCAAAGCCACGUUUCAAGAACUGCAGGAAACUGCACAAUUUUUGUGAGCGACGAUGUCAAUAAGAGCGUUGAUUGGUGGGGGGUUAUUGGUGUCUGGGCGGGUGGGUGGAGGGGGGAGCUGGUGGGCCACUUCCAGCUACUGCUACAGGUCGCCGUCAUUCCAAUUCCGGAACUGGAAGACGAUGAGCACCACAGCCAGGGACACCCUCAUCUUCAGGCAGCUGUUUGACCGGCAGAGCUGCACGUACACCUACCUGCUGGCUGACCCAGUCACUAGUGAUGCAGUCCUUAUUGACCCUGUCAUCCAACUGGCAGAACGGGAUGCGAACCUCGUCAAAGAUUUAGGAUUAAACCUAAAAUACGUCAUGAACACCCACGUCCAUGCUGACCACAUCACAGGCACCGGCCUACUGAAGAAACUUGUUCCUGGAUGCCAGUCCCUUAUAUCAAAGGAUUCGGGUGGAAUGGCAGAUGUUAAGGUUGAACCUGGGGAAACUGUUACAUUUGGUGAGCAAGAAUUAGAGGUUCGAAAAACACCAGGCCACACAAAUGGGUGUGUAACGUAUGUGAACCACGCUCAAAAACUUGCUUUCACCGGUGAUGCCUUGCUGAUACGUGGCUGUGGAAGAACUGAUUUCCAAGAAGGGUCUUCAGAGACACUGUAUGAUUCGGUACACUCCCAGAUUUUCAGCCUUCCUGAUGAUUACUUGCUCUAUCCUGCCCAUGAUUAUAAUGGCCAAACUGUAACGACUGUAGCAGAGGAGAAAAACUUCAAUCCAAGGCUUACAAAGUCCAAGGAAGAAUUUAUUGACAUUAUGGAUAACCUUGGGUUGCCAUACCCUGAGCAAAUAGAUGAAGCUCUGCCUGCAAACAAAGUGUGUGGAUUGUAUAAUCUACCAGAGGACCUGGCUGAAAAGUUAAAUGCCGAAUAACAGCAUUAAUUGAAUUACCAUUUAUCUUUCAUAGAUAAAUAUUUAGACCACAAAGAAGUAAUUUAAAUGUAAAUGUACAGUAAUCUUGUAUUAGUAUACUGUACAGUUGUUCGAAAGUAAGCACAGUAGUGUAUAUAGGUACUGGUAUUGGAAAUACAGUAACUACAUGUACAGUAAUUCAGAGUGCGUGUGUGUGUUACACUGUUCUAAACAGAGGGAUAGUAUUGCUAUUUACUUGUACAGUGUGUGUGUAAUUUUAGAAAAUACUUUAACAUGUUCUGUUACACUCUACUGCUAACUCACAAUGAAUAAACUUUUUAAACUUCUUUAAAUGCAUAAAUGUAGAAUUUUCUUGUUUAAACAAAAUUAGCUGAUUGGAAGUAAUGAGAAUUGAUCCUUCAAAAUCUUCAUUAUCAAUCCUUUGUACAACACUGCUUGUUACAAAUCUGUUUUCUAACUGUAAUUUUAAAUCAUUGAUAUCAUUCAGAUUACACAACUUCUUAUUAUUACAACUCUUCUUUUUCUAUAAAGUUCAUUAGAGAAAUAAGGAAAUGGGUUGUUGGAUUCAUCGUAUCCCUGGUCUGUUGUACCACUGUCUUUCUGAUCUAUCUUGCUCUUCUUCAUACUUCUGCUCUUCCUCGUUUUUCAUUUUUUUUUUCUUUUAAGAUUUUUCUCAGACUGGUUGCUGCUGCAUAUAGACCAAAGAGUGUCCUGAUAUUGGUGGUGAGAUGAAAAGAAUGGUGUGGGUAGAUUUUGUGAAGACAGAAUGUGAGUGGUGUAUAAUCAUAUGUGAGGGCGCAUCUCUCGCACUCUGGAUCCAAGUAGUGUCUGGGGCCUUCUUGGAUCUGUAGCACAAGACUGUUACGUUAUUGUAGAUAGUUUAGUGGUUUGAUAUUUAUUUAGUCUUGGUUACAGCAGUCAGUUUUUGGCAGAGUCAUAGACAUUGAGAUGAAGCCUGGAGCAGUGCUGAGUGUGGCUAGUCGUGAAGCUUGAUACAGGACGAGUGUGUGGCAGUUCGAUGCAGGAUGAGAGCAUGGACACUAGAGGUGGCAGAGAUCGUGGGAGCUCUAUGGGGAACAAGUGUGAAACCUCGAUGCGGUCGGUGUCUGCUGUGUCGAAGCUGAAGCGUCUUGGAGUCGAUUGGAACUGAAUACUCAGAGUGCUACAUUCUUGAGGUUGAAGGUGUGUGGAAACUCCUAAGCGUCUGUACUUAAGUUAACUGAACCACUGUGGAGAUUAUACCGAUGAUUACUCGCCUCUUGAUUGCUCAUGUUAUCAAACCACACCUUGUCUUAUCGUCCUCCAAUAGGUUAGAAGGAAUGUUAACUGUAAUUAGGGAAGAGGUAUGAGUUUUCUCAUUAAGCUAAUGAGUUUGGAGCAAGUAUAUUAUUUACAUAAUAUACAAUAUACAGUACAUGAUUGCUGACCUGGAACGAUCCUUUCCCUUUACUAGUCUGUUAUCACCACUACGAAUCUCUUUAUAAAUUUUUCUUCAUACAUCUGAAAAUCUACAUCUUCAGAAACCUUGUCCAAACUCGACAGAUUUUGUUUUUACAAUGCCUGUGAUUGCAAAAAUACCUUCCUCUGUUUUAGGGAUAGUCAUGCCACAACUAUAGGACAAAAUGAAGACAACUUGAGUGGUGUAGUGUCACUUAUCACUUACAACAUAAGUGAUGAGUGUCCCGAGAUCGGUGGUCGGAUGAAAUGGAUGGUGUGGGCAGAUUUUGAGAGUACACUUUGAGUGGUGUAUAAUCAUAAGAGGAGUGUGUAGGCGCAUCCCUUGCACUUGGGAUCCUAGGAGUGUCUGUGGCCUCUGAUCGCAUUGUAACGGUUCUAUUGUU